Molecule: messenger RNA, 2010 nt
Organism: Orycteropus afer afer
Lineage: Eukaryota; Metazoa; Chordata; Mammalia; Tubulidentata; Orycteropodidae
Source: RefSeq, a predicted model, not a curated record
UUCCAUUUUGGUAGCUUCAACUUUGCAGCUGCUGUGUCUCCUCGGCGUCUGGGAGGAAGACUUUCACAUUAAGAGUUGCUGAUGCGGAUUUUCUGUCUCUCCUCUCUCCAUGUUGAUGAGCGCUUGGCUCCUGACAGAAGCGAUUUGGCUCUCGGCUUUGUAGUUCGGAAGAAGUUGGGUCUAUAGAUUUUCCCCUAACUCUUCAAUUGAUGUGUUGAGCUUCAGAGGCAAUAAUACCUGCGCUUAAAGCAUGCUGUCGUCUCAAGGAGUCCUCCUGCAUCCUUACGGCGUGCCCAUGAUCGUCCCAGCAGCCCCCUACUUCCCUGGACUGAUUCAGGGUAACCAGGAAGCAGCAGCAGCCCCUGACACCAUGGCCCAGCCUUACGCUUCGGCCCAGUUCGCACCCCCCCAGAAUGGCAUCCCAGCGGAAUACACGGCCCCUCACCCCCACCCCGCGCCAGAGUACACGGGCCAGACCACGGUCCCUGAGCACACGUUAAACCUAUACCCUCCCGCCCAGACGCACUCGGAGCAGAGCGCAGACACGAGCGCACAGACCGUCUCCGGCACCGCCACACAGACAGAUGAUGCAGUACCAACGGAUGGCCAGCCCCAGACACAACCUUCUGAAAGCGCCGAAAACAAGUCCCAGCCCAAGAGGCUGCAUGUCUCAAAUAUCCCCUUCAGGUUCCGGGAUCCAGACCUUCGACAAAUGUUUGGCCAAUUUGGUAAAAUCUUAGAUGUUGAAAUUAUUUUUAAUGAGCGAGGCUCGAAGGGAUUUGGUUUCGUAACUUUCGAAAAUAGUGCGGAUGCCGACAGGGCGAGGGAGAAAUUACACGGCACCGUGGUUGAGGGCCGUAAAAUCGAGGUUAAUAAUGCCACAGCACGUGUAAUGACAAAUAAAAAGACCGUCAACCCUUAUACAAAUGGCUGGAAAUUGAAUCCAGUUGUGGGUGCUGUCUACAGUCCCGAAUUCUAUGCAGGCACGGUGCUGUUGUGCCAGGCCAACCAGGAGGGAUCCUCCGUGUACAGUACCCCCAGUUCACUUGUAUACACUUCCGCAAUGCCCGGCUUUCCGUAUCCAGCCGCCACCGCAGCGGCAGCCUACCGAGGCGCACACCUGCGUGGCCGCGGCCGCACCGUGUAUAACACCUUCCGGGCCGCGGCGCCUCCGCCCCCCAUCCCGGCCUAUGGCGGAGUAGUGUAUCAAGAGCCUGUGUAUGGCAAUAAAUUACUGCAGGGUGGUUAUGCUGCGUACCGCUAUGCCCAGCCUACUCCUGCCACUGCCGCUGCCUACAGUGACAGUUACGGACGAGUUUAUGCUGCCGACCCCUACCACCACACACUUGCUCCAGCCCCCACCUACGGCGUUGGUGCCAUGAAUGCUUUUGCACCCUUGACUGAUGCCAAGACUAGGAGCCAUGCUGAUGAUGUGGGUCUCGUUCUUUCUUCAUUGCAGGCUAGUAUAUACCGAGGGGGAUACAACCGUUUUGCUCCAUACUAACUGACAAAACCAUAAAAACCUUCCAAGGUGGGGAGAAAGGAAGCUUUCCGAGGCCUGGGUAUUGCAAUACAUGCAGUAGUGCAUCAUUUUAGCAACUCUGAAAAAAAAGAAAAAAAAAACAAAAAAAGAAGCUAAACUAAAAAAAAAAAGAGGAAAAAAAAUUACAUUUUUUAUCUUAUACCUCAGAUAUUUUGUUCUGUGUAUUUUAAUAUUGUGGGUCUUUCAUUUCUGAAGAUUCCGUAGUUCAGUUGCUGGCUGUAGGAGUUUUUGUGGUUGAACUAGAGAGACGCUAGAUAUGCAUAAAAAAAAUAAUAACUGGUUUAGGGCCAUAUCCAGAGUGCUAUAUCGUGUAAAUGAAUUAUAUAUGCCGAAUGUAAGCUUACCGGGGUUAUCAGCUGUUUGGGAAGAGAGGAAGUGACUAUAGUAGUCAUUUUUUUCUGCAUCUGCAUCAUUUCAGUUUAUGGAAGGAGAAGGGUGGGAGGGGAAAGGGGCUGUGGGGUUUGGCU